Molecule: messenger RNA, 999 nt
Organism: Ornithodoros turicata
Lineage: Eukaryota; Metazoa; Arthropoda; Arachnida; Ixodida; Argasidae
Exons: 2
Coding region: 16-999 (327 amino acids)
Source: RefSeq, a predicted model, not a curated record
CAAGGGUUCUCGGAAAUGGGCGUCAUAUCGUCUGGGCUCGAGUGCUUGCCAGUGGAAAGUGGAAACGAUACCGUUAUCGUGUUGCCAUGCGACGGGUCUCCUCACAUACAAAGGACUUGCGGCACCGACGAUUCUGAAGUGGACGAGCAUCAGGCACGAAACAGAUGCGCGGACGCUCGCUUCUGCACAGCCACAACGGUAGCGUCACCUCAAGACAACCGCCCCGUCAUGUACGAAGAGAGGUCAUCAGAAUGGGAACACAUACGGAAAGAGAUGCACCAAGCCAUAGACGAGAGAGAUUGUAUUCGAGUGCAACACUGCCUGCAAAGUGCCCCUCGCCUUGAGCUAUGGUUACACCCUAGCAACACAGAAUCAACACUGCACCGAGCAGUUCGGAAUGACCCGUUCUUCAUCUAUAGACUGCUACUAUCACACAACUGUCAAUUCAUGAAAGAAACAGACAGGCGAUGCUUUCGUGAUCUAAACCGCAUUCAAAAGCCCGAACUGCAACGACAUUACUUUCUGGCAAGAUUUCAAAACUCCUUAUCACAAAGUCUGUCCAAGCAUGAAGACUUUGGAACAAGGGUAGCUCGCUUGCUCCAAGAAUUUAACCACGUCGAAUUACUUGCGGAUAUUUCGAAAGCAGUUUCUACAUCGCAGCAUCUUAAGAUCCGGUGCGAUUUUGAGAGAGAGGACGUUCAGUCUAUGGUGGGCAGCAGAGGAAGAUACAGCCCAGGGAACACGGACCGUAAUAAGGAAGAAUUUUUUAUCGCAGCAGAAGCUCUGCGUAAGGGUUCAGCAAGUCAGCCUGCUGACGCAGAAGUAGCGGGCACCAUAAUUCACGGAAUGUGUCACCUUGCUCAUCACUUGGUUUACAGAAAUGGCGGAAAACAUUACUUUAGCCAGACUUGUACAUAUCUCCAGUACUCUAUUUUGAAUAUACCUUUAUUUCUUUUUGUGUCUGCUCUGUACUUUUUGGGAAGUCUGUUUUUGCUCUAG